AUGGCACCGCGCGCGCCCGAGCUCCCGCCCUACCAGCGACCGACCUUCACGCGAAAUGCAUCCUCACAGUCAAAAGUCUCAGUGCCGUCCAUAUCGCAGUCCAACGAGGCAGACGAUGAGCAGAGUCUCUCUUCGGAUCAGAGCCUCGACAUGGAGUCCAACGACUCGCAGCCCCACUACGAGGGCGAAGAUACCCGGUUGACGAGCGACAAGGAGCUUCGCGGCUUUUACAUGUACGGAUGGGCUGCCGAGGUCUUCGUUGUCUGUGGUAUUGGAUCCUUCAUACCCGUAACACUCGAACAACUCGCACGCGAAAAUGGUGUCCUCCUGUCUGACCCUUCCAUGCCAUGCAAAGCCACGAAGCCUACCGGUCACCCUAGCUUCUCCUUCUCCACAAACGCCCUAGAAGCCCUGCUGAAACCAAAUCCUGAAAAGGGACAAUGUGUCGUCCAUAUCCUCGGCGUCGAGAUCAACACUGCUAGCUUCGCCAUGUACACUUUCAGCAUAUCAGUCCUGAUACAGGCUCUGCUGAUCAUAAGCAUGAGUGGUGCUGCAGACCACGGGAGGUUCAGGAAAACGUUCCUCUUAUGGUUCGCAUUCGUGGGAAGUAUAGCGACCAUGUUGUUCUUGCCCGUGGUACCCAAGGUAUACCUUCUAGGCGCACUACUGGCAAUCAUCUCAAACACAUGCUUUGGUGCUAGUUUCGUACUGCUAAACAGCUUCUUACCACUGAUGGUGCGUUUCCAUCCGACAGUCAAGUAUGCCGACUCAAUCACCGACACUUCGUAUGCGGACGAAGAAGAUGAGCCGGAGACAGAGGAAGACGAUGAAAGAGGUGGAGAAACUCCUACACAAGAGAACAUCAUACGAGGAGCGCAAUAUGCGAACCAGCUUGGAGAGAGAGAAGGCCUUCUUGACGAGGUUGCCGAUGCGACAACCGCACUUCUUCCAAGCAACCCUUCAGCCGCGGACUUGACCAUCCCAAGGGCGAAGAGCAGGGCCGCUCCUUCAGUUGAGCUUGCACUCGCUACCAAAAUCUCGUCCUACGGUAUUGCAAUUGGUUACAUCGCCGCUUUGCUGGUGCAGACCCUCGGCAUCCUCAUCGUCAUCGCAUUUCAAUCCUCCAACUUUGGUCUCCGGCUCGUUCUCUUUGUCAUUGGCGCGUGGUGGUUCGUCUUCACACUACCCACUGCCCGCUGGCUGCGCCCUCGUCCAGGACCGCCUCUGCAUAUCGGCGCACAAACUUCCAAUUUUGGCUCUGCACUAGCGUACUUCACAUACUCGUGGAAAUCCCUAGGUCGUACAGCAACGCAUGCGCGACACCUCAAAGAUGUUCUACUCUUCCUUGCAGCGUGGUUUCUCUUGUCAGACAGUAUAGCUACUGUAUCUGGUACGGCCGUGCUCUUUGCGAAGACAACACUCGGAAUGUCGUACGCUAUGCUCGCCCUGAUAAACGUCAUCGCGACAGUCUUUGGCGUCUUGGGCGCCUUCUUAUGGUCACGUCUAUCUGCUUUCUUCCGCCUGUCACCAACGCAGACAAUACUGCUCUGCAUCACGCUCUUCGAAGUGAUACCCAUCUACGGCCUACUCGGGUAUAUUCCAGCAGUCCAACGCCUGGGAUACCUAGGCUUACAGCAGCAAUGGGAGAUGUACCCUCUAGGUGCAGUCUACGGCUUCGUUCUUGGUGGACUAAGCAGUUACUGCCGCGCGCUAUUUGGCGAGCUCAUUCCCCCGGGCUAUGAAGCCGCCUUUUACGCCCUGUACGCCAUCACAGACAAAGGCAGUAGUGUCUUCGGUCCAGCGAUUGUAGGCGCCAUCACCGAUGCUUAUGGAGAGAUCAGACCGGCUUUCUGGUUCCUAGCUAUUCUGGUUGGCCUUCCCUUCCCAAUCAUGAUGCUUGUCAACGUAGAUCGGGGGCGCACUGAAGGCGCUGCCCUCGCCAAGACCCUCGAAGAACUAUCACGCGCACAGGAUGCUCGUCAAAUAGACGAAGAUGAUGACAACUUGUCGCAGGAAAUCAGAGAUGACCUCCGCAGCUCGUUUUCUUAUCAGCGCUCUUGA
Messenger RNA from Alternaria arborescens, 2061 nucleotides. Its product is annotated as Autophagy-related protein 22-2. Lineage: Eukaryota; Fungi; Ascomycota; Dothideomycetes; Pleosporales; Pleosporaceae. The record is from RefSeq and is a predicted model, not a curated record. The transcript has 3 exons. Gene Ontology annotation, biological process: amino acid transmembrane export from vacuole. The coding region runs from base 1 to 2061 and encodes 686 amino acids.